Molecule: messenger RNA, 1275 nt
Organism: Lindgomyces ingoldianus
Lineage: Eukaryota; Fungi; Ascomycota; Dothideomycetes; Pleosporales; Lindgomycetaceae
Exons: 11
Coding region: 1-1275 (424 amino acids)
Source: RefSeq, a predicted model, not a curated record
AUGGUUGAAUUAUCCACGGUUGUCGUUGUCGACGUGAGUUCAAGAACAUUUCACCAGCGCGUCUCGGAUUCGGCGUUACUAUCUGCCGAGAUCUUAUCUCUUGGCAUAAAUGAAAUGUGCGCAGCAGUGUUCACUCGAUUUCAUCAUCACUUCUCUCAUGGUGAAUGCCUUUUUCACUAUUGCUCUCGCUUGAACCAUAAUAUCACUUUUUUUACCCUUUCCCACUCGGCCUAUCAAAAUGGCAGGAAUUUCCCCUUUUCAAGGAGUGUUCUCAGUCUAGGGAACCUUGAUUCCUUGGCAGCUGCGUCAUCUUCGCAGCAGUGCCAAAACGCCUGGCAAGGUAACUCACCAGAUGUCGCCAACUCAACCAUCCUGACUCUCUUUGAACUCAAUCCAGUUCUGCAUGCGAGAGUACUCCAAGUGCUUCUUACCUCAUUUCUUGUUACCAUAGCUCCGGUUCAACAUUCCAAAUCUCGAAAUGCGAGUGCUGAUCAUGUCCAACAUGUCCCAGCAACGCGGAAUCUUCAGUACGAAUGUCUCUCCUUCGGAUGUUUGAGUACGUGCCACUUGGGCAGACUCUACACGAAUGGACGACACGUAACGUGCUCAGCCACGCUUCAGAGUCCGGAUUCCAUCUCGCGAUUUGCACCCAAUACCCCACCAAGUUUUCUCCAGCUUAAUGCACCGGCACUCCGCUGUAUCCCGAACCCUGUGUCUCGCGUUCAACCACAGAAUGUGGUUCUUUUGGCCGACACAAUUCCUUUCGGAAGUCCCGGAUCGAACAUGGAGGGGCACGACACUCUUGCUGCGCCCUUGGGCUGGUCCGGAAUAAAUUGCCAGAGGCACAUCGUUGAUGAAUUUGUGCAGUGCCGAAACUCCGAGUGGGAUCUCAAUGGCUUGACCUUGCUAAUAUUGAGGAUUUACUGUGAAUUUCGAUACCACUUCUUUCGAAACCGCUUCGCAAGCUUCAAAUUCCCUCGACUCUUUGAACACUAUACCAUGACGGGUCGAAGUAGAGUUGGUUCCUUUUCCGCAGCAUUCUUCCUCUCUUCAAAUUCAACCGAUUCUCGGCAAAUCCUUCCCGCUGAAUCUAUCAACGGAAUUCAACGGCUCCCAUCUUUUAUCUUUUCCAGUUUCCUUAAGGUGUACAUGUUCUACCAUAUGAACCACAAAGUGGGGCAAAUACAUCUUGAGAUCUCGUGCGUUCUCUGUAUCUUCGCCUGCUCUAUCCUCGCGGCUUCCGACCGGGACGUUUCGAUCACGAACUUGCGAUAA